UUUUAAAAUAAUAAAUUCGGUGUGAUGUGAAUCGUGAAUCGUGAUAUAUUCCGCAAACAGAAGUGAAAAUGACUCCGAUGUGUUUGUUUCCAGAUUACUCGUUUAUUGUGAAUUUUUCUUCAUGGUUUCAUCACCUCAAACCAUAAGGUACAGACAGCCGAGUACAGAAUUGUUGAAAUAACAGAUAUUAUUCCGUCAGUCAGAUGGCAAGGAAAUGAUAAGGAUAAUUUAUGAAGAGAUGCGAAAUUUCGAUAACAUUACGUACUUAGAAAUGACUGCUGUCGCUGAAGUGAAAUCGUCAUGGAUACAGAAGCGAUAUUUGAUCGCUUUCUUGGCGUUUUUUGGAUACGUCAAUAUGUACUGUUUACGUACCAAUUUGAGUAUGGCGAUGGUAGAGAUGACCAGUAACCGGACAAUUGAGUUUGAAAAUGGGACCAAAGCAGAUAUUGUAGAAUUCAAAUGGAACUCUCAAAAGAAAAGUCUAGCAUUGAGCUCGUUCUCAUUCGGGUACAUUUUCACGGUACUGGGAGGCAUGACAGCCACCAAAUACGGAGGUGUCACUGUAUUCGGAGCCGGAGUCGGAUUGACCGGAUUGAUCACCCUGUUUACUCCUAUGUUGCUGCAUUUUGAUUUUAAACUGUUCUUGUUGUUCAGAGCUCUGGAAGGAUGGUGUGAAGCUGCUGCGUUCGCCAGUAUGCCUGAAAUAUGGUCCAAAUGGUCUCCUCCUGCGGAACGGUCCAGAUUGGUGUCGUAUAGUUUUACUGGUGUGUAUUUUGGUCUCACUGUGUCCUAUCCUAUCGCCGGAUUCGUGGCUAAAGCUUGGGGAUGGCCGGCUAUAUUCUACGUGACUGGAGGUGCUGCGUUGGUGUGGUGGAUGAUUUGGUUGUUUUUCGUUUACAACGAACCAUCCCAGGAUAAAAGUUUAUCCCCAGCUGAGCUAAAAUACUUGAUGGAAAAUAUUAAAAAUGAAAAAAAAGAUAAAAUUGUUUACCCUUGGAAACGUAUGCUGACCUCGGUGCCCCUAUGGACCCUUUGCGUGGUAGAAUUCGUAUUCAGCCUCGGAUAUACCGUUGUAAUCCUAUAUUUACCAUUGUACAUCAAAGAUAUCAAUAACAUCGAUAUAAAUAAAAUUGGCAUGGUUUCCGCUCUACCCCAUCUCUUCGCUGUGAUCUCUCAUCCUAUAGCUGGAUACCUUGGGGAUGUGUUGAAAAAUAGGAAGAUUUUGACCGGAACUCGGAUCCAUAAAUUAUACAUUUGCGUCGGGUUCGCUGUGGGAGCUGCUUUACUCAAUUUGGUCGCAUUUUGGCGCAAUUUCGUCGGCAUUGUUAUGGGUUUGGCGUUGUACAGGUUGUUCACCAGUUUCAGCGAUGUGGCUUUUCACGUAAACGUGAUUGAUUUAUCGCCUAAAUACGCCAGCGUUCUUUUUGGCAUCACGACGACGUUUUUCACAUUAGGAGCUGUAGCCAGCCCAUUUUUCAUUGGGUCUGUGGUCAAGACUCAUAGCCAAUUCGAAUGGAAUGUCUGUUUUGUCUCGUUCAGCUUUAUAUAUAUUGUGGGUGCUGUUUUGUACGCUUUCUUCGCCUCUGGAGAAACCCAACCAUGGAACGAAGACCCUCCCAAGGAUACGCAGAAAAAAUCUACUCUCAAUAACGAAUAAUAUUUUUUCGAAGGGAAAAAAGUUCUUAGGUAUACCUGCCUAUCUUAUCUCGAGAUUUUUUCCUCGUCUUUUUCUCUCGUUCGCGUUCGUUGAAAUAUUCACGUUUAAUGAAUUUCAAUUACCUGCGGUUAAAAAUUAAUCUGUGUUGAUUUAAAAAAUGAUUGCGAUUUUUUAUUCGUCGAGUAUAUGAAGGUACCUAUUAAUUUAAUACGAACGAACGAGAUUUCCUUUAAAUAUCACGAUCUCAAAGCUUUAAUAUUUUUUAAUUAAAUUGAUUCUUGCAUAGGUAGUUAGAUAUAAAAAUAAUUAUGUGUACAUAAUAUCUAUCUACCGAUUAGAGAUACAAAGAACCUUAAUGAUACUGUGUGAAUGUAUGACAAAGAUUCUUCUUUUAAAUUAUUUUACGGUAACUCGAGCUGGACGACAAUUCACUUGGAUUUGUCACUCAUUAUUGAGAUAUGGAUAGAUGUUUCACUGUUUCAGCUGUGUUUAUUAAGAUUGGAUUUUGAUCUGAUGUAAUUCAGAAUGUUUUAUGCGCCGGUGUGCGUUUGUGAUUUUGUUUCCUUACUCUAACGUUUGGACGCUUUCUUAUCUUUUUAAAUAAUUAUCUAAUAAAUCGCAAUGUACUCGUACGUAAGUAAUUAGUAUUUUUACAGAUGAUUAAGUACAUAUGUAAGAUGAUCGAAUUAUUAAGAAAUCGACUGCUGAAGUGAUAUGUGUGUGAGAUAUUUUUUCAAUAUUACAAUUAAUUUUUUUCAACGA
Molecule: messenger RNA, 2419 nt
Organism: Planococcus citri (citrus mealybug)
Lineage: Eukaryota; Metazoa; Arthropoda; Insecta; Hemiptera; Pseudococcidae
Product: vesicular glutamate transporter 3-like
Exons: 11
Coding region: 215-1657 (480 amino acids)
Biological process (GO): monoatomic anion transport; transmembrane transport
Cellular component (GO): membrane
Molecular function (GO): transmembrane transporter activity
Source: RefSeq, a predicted model, not a curated record